This is a messenger RNA of Sorex fumeus (smoky shrew), 3872 nucleotides long. RefSeq names its product ras homolog family member Q (gene RHOQ). Bases 131 to 748 code for a protein of 205 amino acids. NCBI's taxonomy places the organism in Eukaryota, Metazoa, Chordata, Mammalia, Eulipotyphla, Soricidae. The transcript is spliced from 5 exons. Gene Ontology annotation, biological process: cortical actin cytoskeleton organization; small GTPase-mediated signal transduction. Gene Ontology annotation, molecular function: GTP binding; GTPase activity. The record is from RefSeq and is a predicted model, not a curated record.
CGGGCGCGGCGCGGGCGCGGGCACAGCGGCGGGCACGGCGCCCGGGCCCGCCGCCCCCUGCCCUGGGCCGGGGGCCGCCGCUGCAUGGGGGCGGGGGCGCGGCCGGGGCUGAGCCGGGGGACCAUGCAGCAUGGCCCACGGGCCCGGCGCGCUGAUGCUCAAGUGCGUGGUGGUGGGCGACGGGGCGGUGGGCAAGACGUGCCUGCUCAUGAGCUACGCCAACGACGCCUUCCCCGAGGAGUACGUGCCCACCGUCUUCGACCACUACGCAGUGAGCGUCACCGUGGGGGGCAAGCAGUAUCUCCUGGGACUCUACGACACGGCCGGACAGGAAGACUAUGAUCGUCUGAGGCCUUUAUCGUAUCCAAUGACUGAUGUCUUCCUUAUAUGCUUCUCUGUGGUAAAUCCAGCCUCAUUUCAAAAUGUGAAAGAGGAGUGGGUACCAGAACUUAAGGAAUACGCACCAAAUGUACCCUUUCUGUUGAUUGGAACUCAGAUUGAUCUCCGAGAUGAUCCCAAAACUUUAGCAAGACUGAAUGAUAUGAAAGAAAAACCCAUAUGUGUGGAACAAGGACAGAAAUUAGCAAAAGAGAUAGGGGCUUGCUGCUACGUGGAAUGUUCAGCUUUAACCCAGAAGGGAUUGAAGACUGUUUUUGAUGAGGCUAUCAUAGCCAUUUUAACUCCAAAGAAACACACAGUUAAAAAAAGAAUAGGAUCCAGAUGUAUAAACUGUUGUUUGAUUACGUGAGAAACGUCUUCAGUGGCAGACAGGUCUGUUCCUCUUAGAAGGCACCUGAAAGGCUACAGCUGAACCCAGACCUCUUAAGAGUGAUGCAAUUUAAACUUGAAGGAAGCAGAACAAAACAAAAACAACCCUUUCUUCAAAAUUCUAUCAAGUUCAUUGAGAAUGUUUCUUAUCGGUCUAAGAAGCAGCCAACAGCACCUGAAGCCACAAUCUAUUAUAAAUAUUUUAUUUCAGCUAGAAGGUACAAUCUCUCAGGGUUUCAUAGUUUAAAAAGCUACAAUCACAUCAUAGUGUAACUACAUAAACAAACAAACAGAAAACAGCAGUGCUGUAAAUGGGACUGCCUGCCUGAGACCAACAGAUUAAUUGUUCUUGUAUGUAAGAUGCUUCCUAUUCCAGUAUAUCCAGAGUGGUGCGAUGACAAGGCCAGCCACGUAGCCAAAGGUCGCUCCCAGUGUACAGGAAAUGGGCCACACCUGAGGAGAGAAUAAAUGAGAUGAGGAGAAGAGAACAAAUGUUUUCUUAUUACUUGAGCACAAGUUAAGUGUAACCUAAAUAUUUCUAUAUUGCAGUUUAAUGUGCUUUCCUACAGAAUGCCAAAAGUGUAGUAAGGUCCUAGAUCCAUUACCAUGAACACUAAAAAUGUACACGUUUUAGUUAAGAUGCGUGCAACUGUAACCAGGCUUCUGGCAACUGUAGAGUUAGUCUGAUGCUCCCCAAAAUGCAUGAGGCACAUGCAAAAAUCACAAAUUAAAAAUCUGGGUCAGACUUUGCCAUAAUUCUGGACUCAAUGUAGCUCUCUGAACCGGUUGGUAAUUUGGUAAAUCUUUUUAGUUUCCAUAUUGGCUUUGUAUAUCAAAUGAAAGGAGGAGUGUAUAUGCUACGCAAAAUGCAACAAACUUCCUUUAAAUCAAUUGGAAAGCAAAGCCUUAGAAUUCAAGCAUGCUACAUGAAGCUCAGAGCAACUGCUUCCUUAAUGAAACGCCACCUUGCGGACAGAUUUUGGAACCAGCGCAGAAGCUGUAGAACCACAAUGUAUGUAUGUUCUAGAGUGUAAGUUAACACAAUACUGGCUUCCAAAUACCUGUUUUCUCCAGCUAUAUUAUAUCAUCAAGCUAGAAGUAAAUAAUAUUGAUUUAUCUCACCCACAAGCAGUGCAAUUUGGUUCCUAGUGAAAGACUGCUUAAGAGAGAGAGGGAGAGAUAGAGACCAAACUGCCGUGUUCAUUGUGAAGCUUAUUUGGUCACAGGAACCAAUGCUAAGCUUUGUUUGGGGGAACGAGCCAUACAUGUGUAUCAGAGGCGCACCAUCACACUUACCUGAUUAAGUAUCUUUGUUUAAUGCGUCUUUGCCUUAGUUCAAAAACCACGCAACAGACAGCAGCGGUAGACGAAAGUUUCAGUGUCAACAAACUACUACAGCUCAGAGAAGCAGAAUUAACCCAGAAUCCCCCUCCCAGCUUUUCCCACCUUCAAAUGUGGGGUAGCACUAACGGAUAACAUUGUCUCUGGCGAGCUUCUAUCGAUUUCCAGGAUGAAAGCUCUACCUAUUGCACAGAUUGGGUAAUGAAACACUAAACUUCUAUACUUGAAAAUGACAGCCUUAAAUGCUCCUAGCAGUCACAAAUCUAGGAUGUACUGUCUUGUAUGUAAGCUUUGUAGAGAUUCUUUUUUUUUAAAUCCAAGCAUCAGUCCUCCUGCGGAAGAGUGGGGUCCCUGGAUACCUGACAGGAGCUUUCUCCACUGGACAUGGACCGAGGUUUCUCUGUGGAUUUCUCCUUUCUCCCAAGAAGUAGCGGCUCACAUAACGCGUCAUGACCUUAUGUAUGCGCACAUGAAAUCAUAUCUAAUUCUCUCAUUUACUUUUGGUCUGCUAUUUUAGAUAGAACUGAAAGGAACUGUAUACACCGACUAGCAUAUAUUAGUUAAAUUGUCCAAUUCAUGGUAUAAAAGAAUUAAGACAGUAAAGUAUUAUAUAUUUCCAACCUGCCUUUGGGGGUUUGAUGGGGAUUUGUUUUGGUUUUUUCCUCCUCAAAUUCACACCUCAGAAACUCUUCACACAUGGUUUACUAGGUAAUGAAGUUAAAAUUUAGAAUUUUUCCUGUCCUAAGAGAAAUGGACUAAGUGUCUGGAAGUGUCACUUCUGGAUGUCCCCCAUUUCUGGACCGGGGCUCUAAUUGAUUCCUCCAUUGAAAAGGGAGGCAGAACAGAUACACGGUCACUCCCAUUUAUCGACUCUCGUGAUUCCUUUUCCUCCUCCUUCACUAUAACCGUUGCUAGACAUCACAUUUUUUAGCUUCACGUUCCUAAGAUGGUAAAUAUUGUGUACAUAGACUAUGACAACUCUAAGCAAAGAUGAUUGUCUCAUCCGAACCUGAGGUGCCUUAGGUGCUCUAUUGACCUUCCUGGGGUGUAGAGUUUCCCGUUGCUGAUCAAGAACCUUUCCAUGGCUUCGGUUCUUUAGUUUCUUUUUUGCAAAAAUACUUUCUGCCCUUUAACUAAAAACAAAACAUAAUAAAACAGAAAAAAAAAACAACCAAAGACUUGUUUUCUAUUCAUGAGCGGAAUGUAGAAAAACUGCCUUAUUUUCAGAAGCAUGUCUUCAUUAAAUAAUUUUUAGGUUUCAGUAGAAAUUCAGACUUAUCGCUGGAACAAACAGAUCAAAGUAAUGAAAUCUUCUGGUCAAUAAAGUACUUCAAAAAAUCUCACUGAUACUAGUUUUGUGAGGGAAUGCAGAUACGUUGCUUCAAAUAAGGUCAUGUAUGAACAUAAAAGAAGCUUUUUUUCCCUUUUUUUUUUGCUUAUAGGUAUUACAAAGUUCUUAGAAAUAAUUCUUGGGUCUCCCUGAGAUUUUCUUUAAGACUUUGCUAACCGCUACCCCUAUUCUAUCUCAAAAGGUACAUUUUUCGGUUAGUUCAUGUUGAAUUAUCAUAUUUCCAAUGCAUUGAGCCUGAAUUAAUGGUUUUUAUUGUGAAUUAUCUUAGUUACUUUAGGCAUUGCUUCCAUAUGAUUUUUAAUUAUUAAUUUUAAGUCACUGGUUUGUUGGUUGUUGCUUCUUGAAUGUUACUUUAACAGUGUCCCUUCUUCAUAUAUGGGGUUGCAAAUAAAAUAAUCUGCAUAGUUUACUA